GUGACUGGCUGCAAGGGCCGUACGCGUUGCUGCACUUACCUUCAGGUGACGCUGGAGUUUGAUGCAGAAGCUUUGGAACUCGUGAUAUAAUAGAGAAGGCGCUAUAAGGAGUCCGGCGAGCUUCUGACAUCCACCACAGCCAUGAUUGACUACAGCGAGUACGCCGAGGAGGGUUUGUACACCAAGAAGGAGAAGUCUGCCUCUUCACUCCUCUUUACCUUCAUCUUCAGUCACUUUGGGCUAUUUAUUCUCGUCAUCCUCUACGCUAUCGGUGGAGCCCACGCCUUCGUAGCAAUUGAGCACCCAAACGAGAUGUUGAUGUACGAGGUAAAGACGACCCGGGCGUUGCAGGUGAACGACGCCACCAAGUACAUGGCCAACCUCUUCUGGUACUACCAGGGCCGCAACUGGACCGACUUUAUGUCCUACAAUCUCACGGUGUACCGAGAUCUCACCAAACUUGAGGCGUUCCUCAUCUCCUCUGUGCAAAACUAUGGCUACGAUGGGACUGUGUAUAAUUGGAUGCAAAGGUGGACGGUGCCCAACGCUCUGCUCUUCACCAUAACCAUCAUGACCACAAUAGGUUAUGGCAACAUCUUCCCGGUAACGGAGUAUGGCAAGUUGUUCUGUAUCUUCUACUCCAUCACCAGCUGCCCGCUUCUCCUGGUCUUCCUCGGCAACCUGGGCAGCUCCAUGGCCCACGCCUUCACCUACAUCUACAGUCGCUGUUGCUGCCGCUGGUGCCGGGGCAGACGGAACUACGAAGAGCUGCCGGCCAACGCCAGCAAGAAGCAGCUGAGACUGUUGAUAGACGAUGAGAUCGGCGAAGAAGAGUACAUGCCCACCAGCAAGGUUGACGUGCCCAUCACCAUCAACCUGGUGUUGCUGUUCAUGUACAUGAUGAUGGGGUCCGGACUGUUUAUGUACUGGGAGGGGUGGACGCUCGGCUCCUCCACCUACUUCACCUUCGUCACCAUCUCCACCAUCGGCUACGGGGACAUGAUUCCCAGCGCCGCCAUCCUCGACAGCCUCACCUUUAGCGCCCAUACCUUCAAGUUUCUCAUCUGCAUCGUCUACAUUCUUCUUGGUAUGGCUAUUCUCUCCAUGAGCAUCAACCUGAUGCAGGAGCAGCUGAUCGCCAAGUGCCGCUGGUUCUCUGCUCAAGUGGGCCUCAGUAAACCUAAGGAAGUCGAGGAAAUCAAACCUGAAGUGAAUACAAAUAAUGACAAAAAGAAAAAGAAAAAGAAGAAGGACAAGAAAAAUACUGACUCGAGGGAACCAGAGAAGCCGCUGCUGCCUGCUGACGACGGAGCUCCUGCUGGGGCCUCGAGGACGGCCUCAGCCACAUCUAGGCUCUCAGCCGCCAUGCCCAUGCCUGAAUCAGAGAUCCCCAAUGCAUUGUCCACAAUGCCUUGAGCUCCAUCUCUAAAAAUCUGUCUCCAGUUCCAGACGCCAGCUGGCUCUUAUCUUUAAGAGGCUUAAUGCUAACUUUCAAACCCUUGACU
Messenger RNA from Procambarus clarkii (red swamp crayfish), 1505 nucleotides. Its product is annotated as TWiK family of potassium channels protein 7. Gene Ontology annotation, molecular function: potassium ion leak channel activity; outward rectifier potassium channel activity. Gene Ontology annotation, cellular component: plasma membrane. Gene Ontology annotation, biological process: potassium ion transmembrane transport; stabilization of membrane potential. The record is from RefSeq and is a predicted model, not a curated record. NCBI's taxonomy places the organism in Eukaryota, Metazoa, Arthropoda, Malacostraca, Decapoda, Cambaridae.